CAAAGUUGAGCCGUCAUGUCUGACACCUGACUUUUUAUGUUCCUUCCACAAAUUAUUCAUAGUUGGAUAUUAUUUAUAUUCUAAAACUCACAAUUUACUCGACAUAUCGAUAGCCAGACAAAUAUUAAAUCAAUCUGGUGGUUAAAAAUGUACGUUGAGCACAUUCAAGGAGCCUUACGUCUGCACUUCAGCUGAGCUGUCAGUACAUUCGGGGCUUCUUUAGCGGUCGAGUCCCAUUUAUCAUAACUGGAUAAUAUGUUAACAUGGCUGUGCAACCUGACUCUGGAGGUAAAGAUGACGUGAAGACCCAGUUCGUGACGAGAGAAGGGACGUACCGCUUGAUGACUUUGUCGGAAUACUCCAGACCUAAUCGGGUGGGUUACACAAGUGGUUCAGGGUCUUCACAUGUUCGUGUUUCGCUGGUCUCGCUUCCGCCGGGGCCGGAGGGCGGCGCGCCCGGUUCCGACGGCCAAGGCUCUGAUGACAGGAUAUGUUUUAAUCAUGGCAAGGAACUGUAUGUUUAUGUAUACAGAGGAGUUAAAAAGGCGGCAGAUCUCACAAAACCAGUGGACAAGAAGAUGUACAAAGGCACCAACCCAACAUGUCAUGAUUUCAACACGGUCACGAUGACGGCGGACAGUGUCUCGUUAGUUAUAGGAUUUUCUACUGGCCAAAUUCAACUCAUAGACCCUAUUAAGAAAGAAUUAAGUAAAUUAUACAAUGAAGAGAGACUGAUUGACAAGACAAAAGUUACAUGCAUCAAAUGGGUUCCCGGGUCCAGCAACUUGUUCAUCACAUCACAUGCCUCCGGACAACUUUAUGUCUACAACGAGGAGCUGACAUGUGGGACCACAGCACCACACUACCAGCUCUUCAAGCAAGGAGAUGGUUACUCAAUACAUACAUGCAGAACUAAGUCAACAAGGAAUCCUCUUUACAGGUGGAUCAUAGGCGCAGAAGGUAGCUGUAUAAACGAAUUCGCCUUCUCUCCAUGCGGAACGAAUUUAGCUGUUGUUUCACAAGAUGGCUUCCUCAGAGUAUUCCAUUACGACACUAUGGAGCUGAUCGGCAGAGCGAGGUCCUACUUCGGUGGGUUCCUAUGCGUCUGCUGGUCUCCGGACGGGAAGUAUGUUGUAGUCGGAGGAGAAGAUGACUUAGUGACUGUCUGGUCGUUUAGUGAAAGAAGAGUUGUCGCGAGAGGACAAGGACACAGGUCGUGGGUCUCUGUCGUCGCCUUUGACCCCUAUGUAGUCAGCUUCACAGACCCAGAGAGCGAGGAGAGUGUCGAAGAUGACAGACAGAAAAGUGAAAGUGUGCAGUGUUAUAGGUUAGGUAGUGUAUCACAAGACACACAGUUGUGUUUGUGGGAUCUUACGGAAGAUGUGCUCAGGCCGCCGGUGAGGGCGCGAGCGUCGACGCAUCUGUCUCCUAAUAGUCAAACAUUCUCACCCAAUGGCGUUCCGGGGGUCAAGAUACCAGCGCCAAAAGGGACGAAAACAAAUAAAAUAGGUCACAAACACGCCGAAUUGAGCGGUCAGACGAACAGUUCGGGCGAGCCGUCCGGGGCGAAGGCUAAAACGAAAGUUAACAACGUGUCUACGUUGAACAUCAGCGUCGGGAAGGCGAAAGAGGAGAAUUCUGGUUCUCUAGGAGUGAAUUCUCUGACGCAGCGGCUGGCCGGAUUUUCCUUCGGGGACCGUCGGUCGGAGCACCGGCGGAACUUCAGUUUGACGUCGAAGCCCGAGCAGAAGACUUCGGCGUCGAACACGGUCGCUUUGCGCGGGAAAUCCGCGGGUGCGCCGGCCGGGGACACCUAUGACCCUGUGAAAUUGAUAGGCACGCCGUCGUGUCCGAGAUUCGACGAAUGCCCCGUGUUGGAGCCGCUCGUCUGUAAAAAGAUAGCGCACGAAAGAUUGACAGCUUUAUUGUUCCGUUCGGAGUACUUCGUGACGGCGUGCGCGGACGGCUGCGUGAACACGUGGGCCCGGCCCGCGCGCCCGCGCGACUAGUGGCCUUCGCUGAUAAUAUUGGAGCCCGCACUCCCAAUAACUUUUUGAUGCAAGGCACAUAUCUUGCUAUCUCUUUCAUCUGUGACCCGGCCUCUAUGUAUUUGGAGUACUUGCGAUGUAUAUACUCUGUGAAAGGUAUAACUACAUAUAUACCACAUAGGUAUAUCAUUGUACUGUGUUUUCACCAGGCAAGGAGAGGUCGGGCCACACAUAAAAGACACAGCAAUAUAUGUGCUUUGCAUCAAUAAGUUCUUAGCAGUGUGAGCUCCAUUAUUAUCUCUAGGUUCAUGAUUGACAGCUGUCCGAUACGCAUUAACACUUUGACUGCUAAAAAAGCACGCUGCGUGUUUUCACUGCCGCGAAUUGGCAGCAGUCAACGUGUGACGUCUAUUUUGGAUGAUAAACAACGAAAUUAUGGCACAGCCUGUAGUUUCCGAGAUUAUAACCCAAAAUAUUUUAACCCUUUGAUCCUUUAGUGUCAAAGUAUAUCCCAAAUAGACCUUAAUGUGUAUCGACUUCGAAAUUGUUGACAUUGUGUUUUUAUACAGAUAAAAGCAAAAUCGAGUCUGAUAAUGUGACAUAUUUUU
This is a messenger RNA of Plodia interpunctella (Indianmeal moth), 2596 nucleotides long. RefSeq lists its product as uncharacterized. Gene Ontology annotation, molecular function: protein binding. NCBI's taxonomy places the organism in Eukaryota, Metazoa, Arthropoda, Insecta, Lepidoptera, Pyralidae. The transcript is spliced from 4 exons. The record is from RefSeq and is a predicted model, not a curated record. The coding region runs from base 264 to 2009 and encodes 581 amino acids.